Messenger RNA from Haplochromis burtoni (Burton's mouthbrooder), 2591 nucleotides. It is a transcript of the gene tfam, whose product is annotated as transcription factor A, mitochondrial. The coding region runs from base 830 to 1708 and encodes 292 amino acids. Gene Ontology annotation, molecular function: transcription cis-regulatory region binding. The record is from RefSeq and is a predicted model, not a curated record. The transcript is spliced from 7 exons. NCBI's taxonomy places the organism in Eukaryota, Metazoa, Chordata, Actinopteri, Cichliformes, Cichlidae.
ACACAACGGGUUUUACAAUUGUACUGCAAAAUUAUAACACAGAGGAAGUCAGGAAGAGUAUGUCUAAUUAAACAAAAAGGAUAGAAAUACAGAUGCAAAGAGGAAAAACGGGACUGAAUAAUUCAAUAAAUUAAAAUGUUACAAAUAUUAAUGGUUUUUAAAGCUUUCUUAUUGUGAGAGGAACACAGAGUUGUGUUUCUCUCCUGAAAGUGGAGAAGUUACAUUUAUGUGGUGGUUGAUUAAUGAGGUGAAAAGCACGACAGUCUCACUAAAGUCAGAGUCACCAAACACGUCCUGGGACUCAUUCUGAUCAGAUGCUGUUAGAGAUCAAACGACAUGUAAAACCUCAGUAAAUGUUUCUAUAUCGCUCUUAUAUUUUAACAGGGUUAAAUCAACAGCAGCUUAAACCAAAUCUCCUUUUGAAACCACACUCGUCAUAAACAACCAUCGAGCCCUCUGAACACUAAGCGGAAACGGAAGUGACGUACAAGCACACCGCCGUUUCGUCUAAAUUCAAAAUGAACAUCAGAUGACUUCAGAUGUCUUAAAGUUGUUUUGACCACGUUGUCUUUGAGUCUGUUUGUGCUUUAAAGCUGAUUUGCUGCUUUGUUGGAAGUAAAGCGUCAACACAGGAAGUUAAAAAAACAGUUGACCUUUUCCCACAAUCCACCGGGAGAGAGUGAAGGCGCGUUUUGUUGGUAGACAGUUGGUGGUGCGUGUCCGUGGGCUCCCUGGGUUCCAGCGCUAUCACAGCGUCGCCUGAGCACAGAGACAACGCGUCUGCUCUUCGCUCCCCUGUUUGCGGACUUUCGCGCUGAUUCCCGCCGACAUGGCUCCGUACUUGCUGACAGCAGGUGUUAGCCUGCUGGCUAAGUCCUUCAGUGUGCUCUCCUGCACUGGCUCUCUGGCAAGGUGUACCAGCGUGCUGCCCUCUGCAUUCUUCAGCCCAGUGAAGUUUCUGACCUCCGAGGCCCGCUCCCCUCCAAAGAGACCUCUGAACGGAUACAUGAGAUAUGUUCAGCAACAGAAGCCGCUCAUGGCCAGACAGAACCCAGAAAUCAAAGCAGUGGAUCUGAUUAAGACGAUUGCCCAGCAGUGGAGAUCACUGAGCCCAGAACAGAAACAGCCGUUUCAGGAAGCUUCUCUCCGGGCCCGGGAACAGUUCAAGGUGGAUCUAGAGCGCUAUCAAGCCCAGCUGACUCCUGCACAGCUGCAGCAACAAGCCCAGGAGAAAAGGCAGAGGAGGGCCAAGAGGAAGGCCAUCCGCAAGAAGAGGGAGUUGACAAACCUGGGGAAGCCCAAACGUCCUCGCUCUCCUUUCAACAUCUUCAUGUCGGAGCACUUUGAGGAGGCUAAAGGAACUACGUCUCAGGCUAAGAUGAAGUCGCUGUUGGAGGACUGGAGGAAUCUCUUCAGCCAUCAGAAACAGGUCUACACGCAGCUCGCUGAGGAUGACAAGAUUCGCUACAAGAAUGAGAUGAAGUCGUGGGAGGACCACAUGGUGGAGAUCGGAAGAGAAGACCUGAUCCGAGAGCGGACCCUGUCUACCAAGAAGAAACCUGCUGCGAGAGCCAAGAAGGCAACAAAGAAGGUAAUAAAGAAGGCUAAAACUGUGAAGAAAGCCACGGGAACGUCAAAACCCUCCAAGAAGACCACAAAAAGCAGAUCAGCGAAAACUGUCAGCCCGCCGUCCACCAAGAAGACAUAAGACGCGUCCAGAGGAGGUGACAGGAGCUGUGAUGGCUCGGGCGGAGCUCGGCCUCGCUUUUCUCUGACUUGAAAGCCAGCUGUCUCAGCUGACAGGACAGAACUUUGAUAACCUUCAGACAGAUCCGCAUCAUUGAUGUCUCCAGAUAAACCGCGAUGGCAGCAUUUGUAAAAAAGGUACCUGUGAGUUCGAGUCCUUCCCUGUGAUGCAGACUCACUCCUCCAGGCUUAGAUGGAGUAGUAAAAUACCAAGUUUGACUUUAAAAGUGUGAGAGCCAAAUGAAGCAAGCCUAUUGGCGUCAGAGCGCUGACGUGUACCGCUGUGGUGUUGACAGGAACAAACUGGUUCCUGUUGCCGUCCUAGAACACCUGCAGGAAUAAUGUGGGCUGCAUUUUUUACUUCAACACAUCCACACAAAAUCCUACAACAAUGAAUGAGUCUGAAUGUGUCCUGUAAGGUCCACUGAUUCUACCUGAACCUGACAUAAAUCCAUACUUGGUGCUGGUGAGUGUGCAGCUUUAAACGCAGCGCUCGGGGCGGUCCCACAUUUCCUCUUGAGAUCAGAGCACCGCUGUUCACAUGCAAGAAACCUGACUGAAUUUUAGUGUCAUUACUGUCACGCCUGUUGCUUCAGUAGCAACUUUAACGUGUGUCCGUGACCCUGAAUGAAACCAGCUGCUUUACACUCUGUACUCGGCUAACGUCCGGUAACAUUUGGUCUGUUCUGUUAUUAUGAAGAGCAUAGUGUAGUACUGAUAGCUGCUUUGUGUUGUAGAGUGUACAGUUCUCUGUGCUGCCAUGUUCAUCCUGCUUUAUUAUGUCUUUCCUUGUAUGGCGUUUUUUUUUUUCCUCAAUAAACCUUCGUAUACACUUUUCUUCUAAA